AUGGCUGAUGAAAAACAGACUGAUGAGUUAUCGCAGGCAGAAUUGUCUUGCGCCACAGAAAACUUAAAAAGUGAAGAACAAAAAGAAAACCUUGAAUCUGCAAAAUCUGAUAAAAAUAAAGUGGAUAUAUUACUGAAAGCAACAGGGGAUGCCCCGAUAAUGAAAAAGAAGAAAUGGGCAGUAGAUGCAGAAAAACCAAUUGGUUGGGUCAUGGAAUUUGUGAAAAAAUAUCUUAAACUUGAACCUGAGGAGAAAUUGUUUAUGUAUGUGAACCAGACGUUUGCACCAUCACCUGAUCAAAUAAUCAGGAAUCUAUACGAGUGUUUUGGUACUGACGGUAAACUGGUACUACAUUACUGCAAGAGCCAAGCUUGGGGCUGA
This is a messenger RNA of Parnassius mnemosyne (clouded apollo), 381 nucleotides long. NCBI's taxonomy places the organism in Eukaryota, Metazoa, Arthropoda, Insecta, Lepidoptera, Papilionidae. The record is from the annotation of a GenBank genome assembly.